Molecule: messenger RNA, 2467 nt
Organism: Lagopus muta (rock ptarmigan)
Lineage: Eukaryota; Metazoa; Chordata; Aves; Galliformes; Phasianidae
Gene: ABCG1
Product: ATP binding cassette subfamily G member 1
Exons: 15
Coding region: 95-2095 (666 amino acids)
Biological process (GO): transmembrane transport; cholesterol homeostasis
Cellular component (GO): plasma membrane
Molecular function (GO): ATP binding; ATP hydrolysis activity; ABC-type sterol transporter activity
Source: RefSeq, a predicted model, not a curated record
CUCUCGAGGGCUUCGCGCGGCGCCGGCGGAGCGGUAGCCGCCGGUAGCAGGAGCAGCAGGAGCGGCAGGAGCAAGCGGCUGGGCAGCGGGGCACAUGGCAUGCCUGAUGGCGGCUUUCUCCCUGGGCACCGCUCUGAACGCCAGCAAUUCCGCUUGUACUAUGGUCGAACCAAAGUCAGUGUGUGUUUCAGUGGAUGAAGUGGUCUCAAAUGGCACAGAUAACCAAGACAUUCGACUGAUGAAUGGACACUUGAAAAAAGUGGACAAUACUCUGACAGAAGCUCACCGUUUCUCCUACCUACCACGCAGACCAGCUGUAAAUAUUGAGUUUAAAGAACUGUCCUACUCUGUCCAAGAAGGGCCGUGGUGGAGGAAGAAAGGCUAUAAGACCCUUUUAAAAGGAAUUUCAGGGAAGUUCAGCAGUGGAGAACUUGUUGCAAUUAUGGGCCCCUCAGGAGCUGGGAAGUCAACACUCAUGAACAUUCUGGCAGGAUACAGAGAGACAGGAAUGAAAGGAGAAAUUCUCAUCAAUGGGCAGCCUCGUGACCUACGCUCCUUUCGCAAAGUCUCCUGCUACAUCAUGCAAGAUGACAUGCUCCUUCCUCAUCUGACUGUCCAAGAAGCUAUGAUGGUAUCUGCUCAUCUGAAACUUCAAGAGAAAGAUGAAGGCAGGAAAGAAAUGGUGAAAGAAAUAUUGACAGCCCUUGGUUUGCUAACCUGUGCCAAUACAAGGACUGGGAGUCUAUCUGGAGGCCAGAGAAAGCGUCUUGCCAUUGCUUUGGAGCUGGUGAACAAUCCUCCUGUUAUGUUUUUUGAUGAACCAACCAGUGGCUUGGAUAGCGCAUCAUGUUUUCAAGUUGUCUCUCUGAUGAAAGCUUUAGCCCAGGGUGGCCGGUCCAUCAUCUGCACAAUUCAUCAGCCCAGUGCUAAACUCUUUGAGUUGUUUGAUCAGCUCUAUGUUUUAAGUCAAGGUCAAUGUAUUUACCGGGGAAAAGUAUUAAACCUUGUCCCUUACUUAAGAGAUUUGGGUUUGAAUUGUCCAACCUAUCACAAUCCUGCAGAUUUUGUUAUGGAAGUAGCAUCUGGUGAAUAUGGCGACCAGAACAGCCGACUGGUAAGGGCAGUACGGGAGAGGAUUUGUGACACAGACUACAAGAGAGAUGUUGGUGGUGAGAAUGAGUUGAAUCCCUUUCUCUGGCACCGGCCCUCUGAAGAGGAUUCCUCCUCCACAGAAGGCUGCCACAGCUUCUCCGCCAGCUGCCUAACCCAAUUUUGUAUCCUCUUCAAAAGAACUUUUCUCACCAUCAUGAGGGAUUCAGUCCUAACACAUUUGCGUAUCACCUCUCACAUUGGAAUCGGUCUGCUUAUUGGCUUGCUCUACUUAGGCAUUGGCAAUGAAGCUAAGAAGGUUCUCAGCAAUUCUGGCUUCCUCUUUUUUUCCAUGUUGUUUCUUAUGUUUGCUGCACUCAUGCCAACUGUCCUUACAUUUCCUCUUGAGAUGGGAGUGUUUCUUAGAGAGCACCUGAACUACUGGUACAGCCUGAAAGCCUACUAUCUUGCCAAAACAAUGGCUGAUGUUCCUUUUCAGAUCAUGUUUCCUGUAGCUUAUUGCAGCAUCGUGUACUGGAUGACUUCACAGCCAUCUGAUGCACUCCGAUUUGUCCUCUUUGCAGCCUUGGGAACCAUGACAUCCCUGGUGGCACAGUCACUGGGUCUUCUCAUAGGAGCAGCCUCUACAUCUCUCCAGGUAGCCACUUUUGUGGGUCCGGUUACUGCCAUUCCAGUGCUUCUGUUUUCUGGGUUUUUUGUCAGCUUUGAUACCAUCCCAACAUACCUCCAGUGGAUGUCCUACAUUUCCUAUGUCAGAUACGGGUUCGAAGGAGUUAUUCUCUCAAUCUAUGGACUGGAUCGAGAAGAUCUGCAUUGUGAUAAAGAUGAUACUUGCCAUUUUCAAAAAUCAGAGGCCAUUCUGAGAGAACUGGAUGUAGAAAAUGCCAAACUCUACCUGGACUUCAUUGUUCUCGGAAUUUUCUUCUUCUCUCUGCGUCUAAUUGCCUAUUUUGUUCUCAGAUACAAAAUCCGGGCAGAGAGGUAGAGGAAAAACAACCAAAAUGAUGCAGUAGGAAGAUCUUUAGACAUGCAGUAGAGGGCAGUUGACAUUGUCUCACUGUGGCAGGCCCGUCUCCAGUGCCCAGCUAGAUGCUGUUAUGACCUAGCCCAUAGAGAACCACACUGGGAUAGAAGACAUAUAGUGUUACGUCAAUCAGUCCAGUUGGGUUGGGUCAUGUUUUCAUUACACUUUCUAGCUUUAACCAGGAAGAAGAAAUAGAAGGGAAUUUUACAACACAGAAUUUCAAUACUGAGACAGUGUAACUGUAAUUUAAAAAAAAAAACAAAACUGGUUGCAGGAAAUUUCUUUCUGAAAACCAAUUAUGCGAUAAGGUAAUUCAAGUCCUGGUAGCCAGAA